Messenger RNA from Cladocopium goreaui, 2397 nucleotides. The record is from the annotation of a GenBank genome assembly. Lineage: Eukaryota; Dinophyceae; Suessiales; Symbiodiniaceae.
AUGGGGAAGAGGGGUGCCAGUGGUGAUGCCCAGAAGCUGAAAGCUUUGCAGCUAGCUCUUCGAAAGAAGAUGGAAGCUGAAGCAGCGACUGUUACCAGUCCUGCUGGUGUCGGGGCUGCUGCUUCUACGGAGGCAACCGAAGUCGAGAUGCCACCUCCAAAGGUACCUCGAAAAGACAAAAAGCAAAAGAAGGAAAAGAAGGAGAAGAAGGAACAGUCAGGUUCGAAAGAGCCAGCGAUUGAAAAGAAGGAUGAGCCAGAGCUCACUGAGAAGGAUCUCGAAGCUGCUGUGGAAGCGGCCAUGGACGCUGCCGUUGCAGCUGGUGAUGUUGCUGCUACUGAGGAGCCGAAGAAACUCAAGAGGCUUCGACAUGUUGAGUGUGAGCCGGAAGCUCGCCCAAAGGCUAAGGCGAAGGCCAUGGCCAAGGAGAAGAAACCGGAUCCUCAAGAGCCACCCUUUGACACUACCUGGGAGAACCACAGCCUUUUGAUGAAACACUUUCAGAUCAGUGAGGACGAGGCCACUUCUUGCCUUCUUCAGGUGAUCGGCCCGGAUGACAGGUACAAGAAAUUCUGGGGGAAGUUCAGCGUCGAUUCCAAGGAUUCCAAGGACAAGGGCAAAGAGACUUCAGAGCCUACGGCCAAGACCAAGGACGCUGUUGCCGCUCAAUCUGAUGAUGAUGAUGGGACGGAGUUCUAUGGAGGGGGUCCAAUGACCGACAAUGGUGAUGAUGAUGAUGAUGUCGACGGGGACACAGCUUCGACUUCUUCGGGUGGCACACCACCUCGCCCACCACCACCUCCAGCUGCAGCUCCAGUUGAGACUGUCAGCUCCGAGCCAGUGAUUGACCAGAUGGAGACUCAGCCCAUGGAAGUUCCUGAGCCUGUCAUCCAACACAUUCCUUCGAAGCCGGAUGAUGCUGAAGUCGCACGACGUGACUUUGCCGAGAAGGUGAAAUCUGCACCCACGCCGGCCAAAGCUUUGGAGAAACAGGCACUGGUGUCUUGCACAACACUGUCGCUGGGCCAGCACGAUCUCUCCCGUCAAGCUUCCGUCAUGAAUCACGAUGCUGAGAAAGCUGAGACACUUUCCACGUUGGGCCCUUCAGCUUCGCAGACAGCGGGCGAUGAUGACAAAGUCGCCGAGAUUGUGAAAGCAUUGAGCUUGCUUUCUGUGACGAUGAAGCAACCGUGGUGCAGGGAUUUGAUGACUGAGCUUGGCUUCUGCCUCCCUGGACAAGUGCCCGAAGAUCAAGAGUUGAAUGAUGCCAAGGAUGGCAGACCUUCUGGAUCGAGACCUUCUGGAUCCACACCUGUCUCUCCUGCACAUGUACCUGCACCCAAGCCUGCGCCUAAGGCCACGCCCACUCCGCCCACACCGCCUGAAGAGACACCUUCGGCCACACCUCCUGCAGCCACAUCCCCUGAAGUUCCGGAGCCAACGACUGGAGCUGAGAAGCCUGAAGAUCCUGGAGCUAGGGCUGUUGUCAUCAACAGCUCUACUCACAGAGCAGCCCAUGCUCGCUUGCAGAGAAGGAUGCACUCUCUUGGUGAAGCUGAAUGCCCAAACAUGGCGAAGCUUUGGGCUGGACAAGCAAGAGCUUCUGGCGAAGUGGGUUCAAAUGGAGAAAACCUGGCUGCGGUGGAGUGUGCUUUGCAGCUGCAGCGUAAGCAGGAGGGAGAGUUGGAACAUGGCCGAGAGUUGCUCACUGUGAGUGAGAUGAAAGCCAAAGGAUUCAGUACGGCGAAGAUCGAAGCGAUCGUCAAGAAACCUGGUCAUCCUGACCCAGACGCCCCUCAUGAUGUUGCCAGCACUCGCUGGUGGUGCAAUGUUGGAGGGAAAUACACAGGGCGCGAAGUUGCAUCUGUGACCAUGAGGGCAUCCACCACUGUGGCGGCCACUGCGGAUGCUCUCACUUCUAUGUUGGGUGGAUCAGAAGGCUGUGCAUCUGGAAGUGAGAUGCUGUCCUUGACCAAUGGGAAUAGUGGCUCGGAAGCCACCUCGGGUGCAACACCUGUGCCAUCGAUGGAGGCAUUGGUGGGAUUGAUUUCCGCCAAGGCCAAAGCGAAGUCGAAGGCCAAAGCUAAGGCCAAGGCGAAAGCCAAUCCCAGCCAUGCAGCUGCAACGACGCCAGCAGAAGCCCGAGACAUCAAGAAGGAGCACGCUUCGUGCACCAACGUUGCCAUGGACCUUCCACCAGGACAUGCGCUGAGGACUGAUCUUGCGAACGCAAAGGCCAAGCUGGAAGAGAUGCUGGAAGAGCUGCGUACCAUGCCCGAUGAGGAGAUCGCAGACUAUGCCGAGACUUGUGCCCAGAAGGUGCUGGAUUCCCGCAUGUUGCGGGUGCAGGCCUCUGCAGUGGCCAAAGAAUUUCGAAAGGCUGAAGCGGCAGAGUAG